AAAAAACUAUAUUAUCCUGUGAAUUUUGCUGUAACUGUAAUUUUUAUUCACCGUGUCGGACUACCUCAUACCGGACACGUGUAUUGUGUGCUAGAAUGAUAUCCUAAGUUGUAGGAAGCUUAAUAAUAGUCAUGGUUAUUUUGACUUGGUCCCAGGUCCCAGAAAGUAGGACACCAUAAUAUUAGGGAAAAUAAAAGAUCAAAGUACGUUUUCUCUCAUGAUCCCCGGUAAAAUCAUAAAUAACACUUAGAAACAAAUAUUCUGAAAGUUAGAAAAUCCCACGUGGCAGCAACAUUGAAUUUAGCAAAAUAGGCUGACGCUAGUGUAUGAUAUCUACAAAAGGUAUUCAAGUCAAAAUGGUUUGACAUUUUGCCACAUAAAGCACGUAAGUAUGUCAGGAAGCAUACACCGACCUGAAUAGCAGUAGAAAAGGCCGGGAAAACAAAACUGGUUGAAAAACAUUGGCGUCAACAUUUAGAGGAUCACAUAAAAUACGGAAUUUUGGCACACUAAAGGGCUAAAUGUUGCAUUAACACCAAAACGUCAGCGAAAAAACAUAGUGUAAUGGGCAACUCAAUCAAUUGACUGAAAUUGCCGUUGGUGUAAGUCUCCCGAUGAGAUGCGUGUAUAUUCUCAGCUCAAUUAGUUUCUAACUAACUGCAACUGCCCAAUUAAAUGUACUGAUCGAACCAAUCAGUUAACCAAUAAUUUCAAACCAAAGGACGAGGCAAGCUAACCUCCAUUACAUACAAAGAUGGCGGGAAUGGUGGUUCCCGCUUCAUCCUGAUUGGUCGCUAAGUUGACUACCGAAAUUACGAACCGGAGUUGAGUUUAUUUCCAGCCGUUUAGAAUAAAAAGCAAUGAAUAGCCGUGCUGACAACAUCGAUCAUUGUUGUUCUGGGUGGGAUUAUAAAGGAUCAUAAUGAGUCAUAUUAGGAUUCGAACGUGCAGAUUAAGUGUAGUAACAGUUGCUGCUACGCUGUUCACUGUCACGUUAAUACUUCAACUAGUAAUCAUCAUAUAUAAUUACUCAUCUGUAGCCAAGAAUGUUCCUAAGUCAAUUGAUAUAGCUUAUGUAAACAUGAUCCCUGGAAAUAUCACAUUAACUCGUGACUGGAGUUUUGAUCCUACUUUUUCAAAAGAACAAUACAAUUUGUCAACAUCUAAUAACACACAUCGGAUAUUCAUAAAUCCUGUCUUUUCUUCUGGUUCUGAUGAUUUGGAGUAUCCAAUGAUGAUAGAUAUGCCAAAACUAGUUGGACAGGUUCUUUCAAACUUGACUGUAACAUCUCGUCCAAUAAAUGACCCAAAAUUUCCAAUACUUAUGAGUGAGCAUCAAAAAUGUAGAAACAUUCUCUUAGAAACAGGAGGAGCUCCAGAACUAAUGAUUCUCAUCAAAUCUGCUCCAUCAAAUUUUCUACGCAGAGAUGCAAUACGCUUAACAUGGGGCAAUGAUCUUUGUUGGGGUGGACGUCGUGUCAUCCAUCUUUUCCUUCUUGGUAAUGUCCCAUCUAAUAAUGAACGUUUAAAAUACAUAUUAAAAAAUGAAUCUUAUGCAUAUCAUGAUAUAAUUCAACAAGAUUUUCUCGAUCACUAUUAUAAUAGUACAUAUAAAAUUAUGUUUGGCAUUAAUUGGGCAGUAAAAUAUUGUUCAAAUGUCCCAAUUAUUAUGUUUGUUGAUGAUGAUUAUUUUAUCUAUCCAAAAAAUGUGGUUGCUUAUAUUGAAGGUUUAAGCACAGAGCUGCGUAAACUUUUGAUCAGUGGUUAUGUCUGGUAUAAUGCAGGACCAGUUCGUAAGAAUAUUGGUAGUCACGAAAAGUGGUUGGUUGAUGAUAAAGAAUAUGCUCCACGUUACUAUCCUCCAUAUGUGGCAGGAGGUAAUUUCUUUUUAUCAAUGGAUUUGGCACGUGAAUUAAAUGUAGCUAUGCGUUAUACAAAAUAUCUUCGGUUUGAUGAUGUCUACCUGGGAAUAAUACUUAAAAAGUUAUUGCAUGUACCAAUGCAUUUAAAAAAAGUUUACACAUUCCACCCUGUAAAUUUAAAUUCAUCUGAGAUAUAUGAAAUGAUUUCUAGUCAUGGUUUUGGCAAAUCUGCUUCACAAUUCUUCUUAUGGGACCGCCUAAAAUGCUCAACAUUUUGUGUACAGUCUCUUGUUUAAUUUACCAUUUGCUUGUCUUCUUUUGUACUAUUAGAUCGAUACUUAUCACAUUUCUCUUCCUUUUUUAAAUCAUUGUUCCUCGAUCUAUUCAACUAUCAAUCAAGAUAAAACUGGUAGACAAUUUAUAGAAAACGUCAUUUUUAUUUGCCUUUUGUAUUGUUGUUGAGUAUCACCCGUCCUAAUAAUUUGUAUUCUAAUUGUGCAUACUUUUAUAAUUAUGUGAUAUAUAUGAAACAAGAAAAUAUUCGUUCUGAAUACUUACUCAGAUAUUCCCAAUUAUCGUUACAAAUACUACUUUAAAUAAAAUUCUUGAUAGACUAAUAAAUAUAUUUAGUGAUCAAAAUAAUCUAUACUUAACCAGUAAUGAAUUUCUGUGUACGCACAUAUAAAAUCUCAUUUACUGUUGUGAAGUCUUGAGCUGUUUUAUAUACUCCCCAUACCAAAUGACGAUUCAAUAAAUAAUCGAUCAGAAAACUACAACGUAGGGCCAGGCAUAUAUAUGCAUCGGUGCAAGUUGCAGCACCUCAUUAGCACAACAAGAUGAACACCGAAUCCAUAGAAGUAGUUACUUCACUGGUAGUAAUAUAUGAAAGAUUGUGUAUAAGGAUAAAGUACAGCAAGAAAAAACUAAUUCGUAGAAAGAAAGAUAUAAAGUAAUUUUAAUCUCACAGUUUAAACGAAAACGAAGAGUGUAUACACCUACACCAUUGUGAUCGAUUCACCCAUAUCACCCAGAGUCUCCAACCAUUGGUUACUAUAGUCGCGCGGACCCCAACCAAGUAGUCUGUAUCUACCAACAUGGCUCAUACCAGAAGUUAGUGACUUCAAGGACUGAUGCCACGUUUUAGUCUGGCCACCCCUAACUCUCUUCCAACCAUCCCCAACACUUGUCAGCAUUGCGCGUCGUGGUAACUGGUGUCCACACAUACGCAACACGUAGCCUACCCAUCUCAGUCGAUGGAGAUUUACAACCCCAUCAACUGAUUUACCAUUAUUCCCUAAUAUCCUGCGUCUAACCUCACUAUUACUUACCUGGUGAUCCCAGCAGAUGCGAGCAAUAUUUCUAAGAGAUCUGUGGUCAAAUAUUAGUAACUUACGAGUAUCCUCUACUCUUAGUGGCCACAUUUCUCAGUCGUAAAUUAAACCAGAAUGAACUGCUGCGCAGUAUACUCGUCCUUUGAUUGAUGAACGGAUAUUUCGCCUUCUCCAUAGGUGACGAAAGUUGUUAUCCAUAAGUAAUAGUUUUUUGGUUACAAUUUUGUCCCACCUUUAUAAGUGGUCUCGAAAAAACAAACCUUUAUUUGAUACAGUUAUUGCUACUGGGAAAGUUUACCAUCGCAGCUCAUACUCUUUUAAAAUUGAAGAAUUUACAAAUGAAACCGAACUUGGCGGUUGAACUUUCCGAGUGCUUGUAUUAUGUAAAUUAUUUCUUAAAAAGUCAGUUACGCAUGACUUGCUAAAUAACUGUUUUAUAUUCCUAAAUAUUUCCUAAGCAUAUCGUUCAGUAUCAAUAUCUUUAUAAAUGCAAAUAUACACUCUGACUACUAGGAGUAAAGCAGUACAGUGCCCGAGUAAUAGAUCUUAAACUGAAAUAGAUAAAAACAUCCUGAAUGUCGUUUAUUAUUUCUUAAGAUCUUAUCCAAAUUCUUUUAUAAAAACUGGUUAAUCUGUCGAGUAGUUCUAUAUGUAGAUAUACGAGUACUAUCUAGUACUGAGCGCAACUGUUCUGAUUUUCUUUAGUUUUUCGAUUAUUAUAACUAUUUGUAAAUAAGCUCUUAAUUAAUUAUGUUUAUGUGUAUGAAAUGAGAAUCACAUCUUUUGUUCCAUAUAUGUUGUUUUUGAGAUGAUUUGAUCGGAACUAAGAAUCUAUGGGAAAUUCUCAUUGAGAAGAAUUAAAGAUUCAUCAAAGUUAAAUGUACUCCCGUCUAACUUUGUAUAAGCUUCGGAUUAUGAAAGUCAUACAAAAUAUAUAUGCGUGUAGUCUUUCAAUGCAAAGUCUCAGUAAUGAAACGCUAACGGCAUAGUGUAUCUUUUAAAGUUGCUUUUAGGUCAAAAGAUCGAACAGUUAUUCCUUAAGAGAAUUAUUUGCUUCUGUUUAGGCACUCAUAGUGUUGAAUAAAUUUUGGUCCUUCAGGGUACGAAUUCUUCAAUAUUUCAUAGUUAAAUAAGUAAGAUUAUUAUUAGGUAAACCAGCCAUCAGACCUGAAGUUUCGGGGUUCGGUACCAGCCGAGGUCAUAGGUGUACAGUGCGAGGGAGUCCCGUACUGAUAUUGGAUGCGAUCACAACCAUAACUCUUGUAUUUUUAGAAUAUAACAUCCCAACACAUACUAGGACGGAAUAGCUCUCCAGAAUUCCCUGGUUUCUAAUGGUAUUCCAACUGGAGAACACCUAUUUAUUAGUCUUUCAUUUAACUAUUACUGAAGUCAACCAUACAGAAGAAAAAUGAUAGUCUACUCUUUAGCAAAAAUUGGGUUUUUAUAGAAGUACACUGGUUCUAGGAAAUAUUUCAUCCUGGUAGAAUUAACGUUGUAAAUUCUAAUGCGGUUUCUUUUAAAAACCAAAUGUUUUUUAUAUAGAAAAUUUGAUCUACUUUCCAUGAAUAACAGCUUAGAAAACCAUUAUAUAACAAUAUUCUACAAAAUGACUUACUGAUUAAUAAAAAUAAGUGCUACAAUAUUUUUGGUUUGAAUAACUGAAACAGUAAACAAAGCGCUCGUGUAAUUUUACAUCAAUUAAUGUUGUCUAAACCACAAGCGAUGGAGUUUGCAAUUAAUUGCUUUGAUUCCAUCCAACAUUAAGUCUCAUAAGUAGACUCUCGGCAGCAAAAUGGUCUGAAUUAGAGUUUAUUACAAGUAUUAGAUUCAAUCUUUGCACACCAGUCAGUGGUAAAAUAUCCAUCUACCUAUCAGUCUGUUUGUUUAUUUAUAGACAAGAAUCAGUAUUUCAGUCUUUAUCGAACUCGCCAGGUGUAAAAAUUCACUAACUACAUGACUAUACGUAUUUAUUUUUCUGUAAAUAUCAUUCUACCAAACAAACGUUUUGUUCACAAGUUUUCCUUUUAAAUAUUAUUUUAGAUGUUUUAAGUUUGAAAAUAGAAAUUUCUGAACAAUAAAUCUACUGGAGUCUAUGUGAAUAAUUUGAAUUUGUUUAUGUUCUUUGGAUUUUUUAGCAUCUAGCCAGAGAGUUCUUUGUGCAUUAGGGAAGCAUACAGACGAAUGAGUGAGGACUGUAAAAGAGAAGAACCAAAGAAAAGGUCAGUCGACGACCCAGCGAGUGCACACAAUCCACUUACAUCUAAUCAGGAAAAUAAUAGACAGCAAUCAGAAGUAAUACAAGCCUCAGAUUAAUACAAUCCUAGAAUCGAAACGAAAGGCAGAUAGUUUAACUCGCUACCAUGCCCCUAGAGACAAUUGGAUGACAUUUAAAUUAUAUAUGCAACAAAGAAAUAUUUCUCUUUUCAAUUAGUUCCUAAUCAUAACUCCCUUAGAUGAAUUCGUAGGUUUUGAUAUUUGAAUAUAACAUCAAUAUCAACCACAGUAUUCCCUAA
Messenger RNA from Schistosoma haematobium, 5706 nucleotides. Its product is annotated as Beta-1,3-galactosyltransferase 1. The transcript is spliced from 3 exons. The record is from RefSeq and is a predicted model, not a curated record. The coding region runs from base 923 to 2158 and encodes 411 amino acids. Gene Ontology annotation, cellular component: membrane. Lineage: Eukaryota; Metazoa; Platyhelminthes; Trematoda; Strigeidida; Schistosomatidae. Gene Ontology annotation, molecular function: UDP-glycosyltransferase activity; hexosyltransferase activity.